CAUAACCAAAUUUUCUGUUGGUGUUUACAUAAUUAUUUAUGGUUAUGUUUUUAAAUAUUAUGUAAAAUUAAAUAUUAAUAUGUAAAAAAAAAGUAUUUUUUAUAAACAAAUUUGCAGAAUCUUAAUGUAAAAAAUGUUAAAAUCGAAAUGUUUGAAUUUAUCUAGUCGACUGUUUCUUUCACAAAUUAGAACUAAAAGUGUAUCAACGCAAUUUAUAGAUAAAAAAAGAUAUUUUCUAGUCAGUAUUAAUAAUUAUUCUCUUGAUAGUAAUAAUUUAAAAAAUAAUUCAAAGGCUGGAAAUUUCAUAUUAGGGGGACCGAUUUUGUUGACGGUUAGAAAUAGAGCAUCAAAAUUCGGUGUUCGUUAUUCAUCAUCAUCGACUACUUAUGCAGUUGACAAUAUUUCGCCAAUUUUAAAUUACCUUCCAACAGAAUCGUUAAGAGAAUUUGCAUUAUGGAUUCAUUCGACGGCAUCUUUGCCUUGGUGGGCUUCUAUAGUUUUAUAUACCCUAAUUAUACGAAUUACCAUACAUUCUCCAAUUUCGAUUUAUCAACAACAUCUCUCAUAUCGGAUUGCAAACGUAUAUACGGAAUUGGAGGGACAUACUUGGAGAUUAAAGACAGAAAUGAAGAAAAAGGCCCUACAAAACGGCUGGUCAAAACGAAAAGAAUUCAUCGAAUUGUCAAAAAGCGUUAGUGAGAUAAAACAAAAAAUGUACCAACGUGAUAAUUGUCAUCCAAUGAAAUUAUGCAUAACUACAACAAUGAUAAUGUUAGUUUUUAUGAGUCAAGCUUGGGCAAUACGUGAGUUAUGUAUUUUGCCACCUAUUCCUGGUGUGUCUGAAGUUACAAGUUUGGAAUUAGCAGUAGGUGGCAUUGGAUGGUUUAAAAAUCUUAUGGAAAACGACAAAUAUUUUAUCCUUCCAGUUAUUACUGCCUUUUUAACAUACAGUAACAUUAAGGUACAAUAUAUGCUUUAUCCAAAUUUAACACAGUCAAAAUUGUGGAAAAUAAUUAGAAAAUCAAUGAUUAUUUUCUUCCCACCAUUUACUCUAUUGGUUACAUCGCAAUUGCCAACCGCCGUAAUUGUGUCUUGGAUAACGAACAAUCUUUUUACAGUCACUCAAACAAUAUUAUUUGCACAACCAAAAUUUCGCCGUUUAAUUAGACUCCCGAAAGUUGAGAAUGAAAUCGAUCAACCAUUAACGUUAUUGGCCAAUGGUUUAAAGCAAAAAUUGAGACUUGUACCAAAGACAAAAUCAUCGUAAUUUCUCUGGUAAAAAACUAUAUAAAGAAAAAAGAAAAAAAAAUCAACAUUUCUGAUGGCGAAAUCAUACCAGAUGUUCGAUUCGAUGUUUGUAAUCCCGAUGGACAGGCUUUUGAAUUGUGCUUCGAAUUUGUGGCUAAAUCUGCAAUUGAUUUUUUUUUCUAUCAAGAAAUUAGUGUAAAUAAAAUUUUCUAAAAUUA
Messenger RNA from Leptopilina boulardi, 1466 nucleotides. Its product is annotated as cytochrome c oxidase assembly protein COX18, mitochondrial-like. Gene Ontology annotation, cellular component: mitochondrial inner membrane. The coding region runs from base 134 to 1267 and encodes 377 amino acids. Lineage: Eukaryota; Metazoa; Arthropoda; Insecta; Hymenoptera; Figitidae. Gene Ontology annotation, molecular function: membrane insertase activity. Gene Ontology annotation, biological process: protein insertion into mitochondrial inner membrane from matrix; mitochondrial respiratory chain complex IV assembly. The transcript is spliced from 7 exons. The record is from RefSeq and is a predicted model, not a curated record.